This is a messenger RNA of Malassezia globosa CBS 7966, 1473 nucleotides long. RefSeq lists its product as uncharacterized. Lineage: Eukaryota; Fungi; Basidiomycota; Malasseziomycetes; Malasseziales; Malasseziaceae. Bases 1 to 1473 code for a protein of 490 amino acids. Gene Ontology annotation, cellular component: proteasome regulatory particle, base subcomplex. Gene Ontology annotation, biological process: proteasome-mediated ubiquitin-dependent protein catabolic process. Gene Ontology annotation, molecular function: proteasome-activating activity; ATP binding; ATP hydrolysis activity. The record is from RefSeq and is a predicted model, not a curated record. The transcript has a single exon.
AUGGCGCCGAAAAAAGACUGGGAAAAGUACAGCAAGCCCGAUGCAGAUGCCGACAAGGACAAGGACCAGAUUGUCCCACUCGACGAAGAUGAUAUCCAGCUCCUGCGCACAUAUGCACAGGGUCCGUAUGCCAAUGCACUGAAGCGGAUCGAUCAAGAGAUCAAGGAAGCAGAAAAACGCGUGAAUGAAAAGAUGGGCAUCAAGGAAAGCGACACAGGUCUGGCGCCGCCUGAUUUAUGGGAUAUCGCUGCUGACAAGCAGCGUAUGAGUGAAGAGCAACCACUGCAAGUGGCGAGAUGCACCAAAAUCAUUCCAGCCGACGCGAAUGACCCCGAGAGUAAUGACGCAGAGGGCGAUGGCCAAGGCGGUCAAGGGUCAUCGGGUGCGUCAGGUGGCCGAGACACAGAAGGUGGUACGCCGAGUGUGCUGGACAAUAUGCUGGGCGCUUUGCACGGCCUAAGCAGCUCGCUGAAUCCAGCCUCAAGCGAAAACAAAGAUAAGUAUGUGAUCAAUGUGAAGCAAAUUGCCAAGUUUGUCGUCGCCCUGGGCGACCGUGUCUCACCUACGGACGUCGAAGAAGGCAUGCGUGUUGGUGUGGACCGGAACAAGUACCAGAUCCAGAUUCCCUUGCCGCCGAAGAUUGAUCCAUCUGUGACGAUGAUGCAAGUUGAGGACAAGCCAGAUGUCACGUACAGUGAUAUCGGUGGUGUAAAGGACCAGAUUGAAAAGCUUCGUGAAGUCGUUGAGACGCCACUGCUUGAGCCAGAGCGGUUCGUGAAGCUGGGCAUUGAUCCACCAAAAGGCGUCCUACUCUUUGGUCCGCCAGGCACAGGUAAAACGCUUUGUGCACGUGCUGUUGCCAACCGGACAGACGCGACAUUUAUCCGUGUCAUUGGUUCGGAACUCGUGCAGAAGUACGUCGGUGAAGGUGCACGGAUGGUACGUGAGUUGUUUGAGUUGGCACGAACGAAGAAAGCGUGCAUCAUCUUUUUCGAUGAGGUCGACGCGAUUGGUGGUGUCCGUUUCGAUGAUGGCGCCGGUGGUGACAAUGAAGUGCAGCGUACCAUGUUGGAGCUGAUCAACCAGCUGGAUGGCUUCGAUUCUCGUGGUAACAUUAAAGUGUUGAUGGCAACCAACAGGCCUGACACGCUAGAUCCAGCCCUUUUGCGUCCUGGCCGUCUCGACCGCCGUGUCGAAUUCGGUUUGCCUGACAAUGAUGGCCGUGCCCAUAUUUUGCGCAUCCACGCACGUUCCAUGUCAGUGGAGCGAAAUAUCCGCUACGAUCUCAUUGCUCGUCUGUGUCCUAACACGACAGGUGCCGAGCUUCGUAGUGUUGCGACAGAAGCGGGCAUGUUUGCCAUCCGUGCGCAUCGCAAGGUGGCUACAGAAAAGGACUUUUUGCAGGCCGUUGACAAAGUUGUGCGCCAAGGCAGCAAGUUCUCCAGCACUUCGCUUUACGCGCAGUACAACUAG